Molecule: messenger RNA, 3817 nt
Organism: Patella vulgata (common limpet)
Lineage: Eukaryota; Metazoa; Mollusca; Gastropoda; Patellidae
Exons: 11
Coding region: 396-1865 (489 amino acids)
Source: RefSeq, a predicted model, not a curated record
ACAUAAACAAGACAAUAAUAUAGUGAUAAUGUCUAGUUAAUGAGUAUGGUGUAUGUAGGCCUGCAUAGGGGGCCUAUAAUAUAUACGGAUAAAAGGUCAGAUUUCUGUGGUUACUUAAAGGCUCAAACCACUCUUGUUGUAACUGAAUAAUAUGGUCCCAAUCUUCAUUCUGGUCAAAAAAUUGUAGGCCUACUAUUUUACAAUAUUCCAGUUGAUGAUACAAAUUUCAUCUUAACACACCUAAUUUAAAAAUUUGGAAAAAUUCAACUAAAUGAUUUGAAAAGCCUGACAUAAAGCUUUUCAAAUGUGACUUGGAUUUAAAAAUAUUUUUGAACCCUUUGGACAAGUAAAAUAGGAUUUAAUGGAUAAUUUACACAACAGAUGUUCGUGAAAUCAUGUCAGAAUAUUGGAAAGAUCAUGCACAGAAAUCUUCAUCCAUACAAACAAUGAUGUUGGAUUCAAAUGCUGAAGAAUUAUCAAAAGAUGAAAAACCAGAGAUUCUGUCUUACUUGCCUGAUAUUUCAGGCAAAACUGUUAUAGAACUUGGUGCAGGAAUUGGGCGAUUUACAACAAUUUUGGCAGAAAAGGCAAAACAUGUUAUUGCAGUUGAUUUUAUGGCCGAGUUUAUUGAGAAGAAUAAAAUAGCUAAUGCUCAUCUUAAAAAUAUAGAUUACAUGGUUGAGGAUGUAACAAAGAUGGAACAGCCUGAAGCUCAGAGUGAUUUAGUUUUUUCUAACUGGUUGUUUAUGUAUUUAGAAGAUGCUGAAGUUCAAAAGGUCUUUUAUAAAAUGUUGGGGUGGUUGAAAGAAGGAGGAUAUUUGUUUAUUCGGGAAUCAUGUAAUCGUCCCUCCGGGAACAUACCCAGAAAAUCUAAUCCUACAAAUUAUAGAGAUACAGAUAUGUAUGAAGCUUUUUAUUCUUCUGUUAGUAUCCCAUGUGAUGAAAAUCAUUCUUAUGGUUUUGAUUUGGUUCUUUCUAAAGCUGUUGAUGCUUAUAUUAAGCACAAGAGUAACAAAGAUCAAAUGGUGUGGCUCUUACAGAAAGUAAAACGUUCAAAUACAUCUAACUUUGGAUAUAAAAACUUCCAAGAUUUCUUGGACAAUCAACAGUAUUCUAAAAAUGGUAUUCUACGUUAUGAGAAAGUGUUUGGUCGUACUUAUGUCAGUACUGGAGGUUAUGAAACCACAAAAGAGUUUGUUGAUAUGUUAAAUUUACAAGCUGGUCAACAAGUUCUAGAUGUUGGUGCUGGUAUUGGUGGUAGUGCUUUCUAUAUGGCUAAGAAUUUCAAUGUGAGGGUCAUUGCUAAUGACUUGUCUUCUAACAUGGUGUCAAUUGGAUUAGAUCGUGCGCAAGAAGAAGGCAUAACACCUGACCAGGUGGUGUUUGAAAUAGCAGACGCAACAAAGAGAGAUUAUGCUGCAGAAAGUUUUGAUGUUAUUUAUAGUCGUGAUACAAUCUUGCACAUUAAUGAUAAAUUAAGUCUCUUCAAGAGAUUCUUUAAAUGGUUGAAACCAGGAGGAAAGGUUUUGAUUACUGACUAUUGUUGUAAAGCUGGUGAACAUUCUGACGCAUUUAAAUUAUACGUUAAACAACGUGGAUACAACUUACUUAGUCCACAACAAUAUGGAGAGGUAUUAAAAGAAGCUGGUCUGGUAAAUGUAAGAGCUGAAGAUAAAUCAGAAUUAUUUACACAAGUUUUAGAGGGAGAACUGCAAAAAACAGAGAAGAUGAGAGAAGAAUUCAUUAAGGAAUUUUCAGAAGAGGAUUAUGAUUAUAUUGUUAAUGGUUGGAAAGAUAAGUUAGUAAGAGUUAGACAAGGUGAUCAAAGAUGGGGCUUAUUCUAUGCUGAAAAACCAGCCUUAUAAAACCAGUCAAAUCAUGGUGCAAUGUCUUUAAUUCUUAUAUUUUAACCAAUAACUGCGUUGUAUGUUUUAUUUCUUUAGCCAGUGUCUUUCAUGCAAAAUUUAUUGUAAGAAUGUUGAGAUAAAUUCAUAUGCAUCAUUAGGUCUUCUUUAACCAAACCAUUUUGGCCUAAUAUAUAUAGAAUUAUUCUUAAACAUUCUCUGCUAAAUUCUAUAAUAUAGCUGUACAAUGAUUUAUUCCUAAAAUAUAUUGAAAUCAUUGGCUAUAUUGUUUAUUUAUCCUGAUCAAUGUUUUAGUUCCAGUAUUUCAAUUAUGAUAAAUGAAUUUGGCAUUAUUCAUUAAUUUAAAGCGUGGUUGUAGAAAAUGCAGAAGUGCUAAUUGACUAACUUUUAAUCAAUCAAAAUGAAGAUGAAGUCAUUUACAGUGUAUGGGUAUUCUUGUUUUUGUGUAUAAACCUGUAAUUAAUCAACAAUAAUUAAGCUACCAAGCUAAAUUACUUAUGCUUUCUUGUAUUUGGCUUAAUUUUGCUUUCUUUGUAUCUUUGUGAAAUUGAAUAUCGCUGGAAAAUAUUUUUGAGAAAUUUAAUGAUCUCAUACUUACUGUAAAAUUUCCUCUUAUAAUUGAAGAAUGGAUUUACCAGAAUAAGAAAUUUUAUUAUUUUUAAGAAAGAAAAAUAGCUAAGAGACCAGGAAGCUUAGUAAAACAAUAUUUGAAUGUGCUUGUGUAUUGCCUCACUACUGAUGUACACCAGUUAACACUUCAAAUUGUGUUUUUGUUGACAAUUAUUUGUAAAAAUGCUUAAAGUGUAACAGCAAAGAUGCAGUUUGCCUUUAUCAUAUUUUGAUGUGUUGGUAAAGACAUCUUAUAGUUAGUAUUGAAACUCUUUUAUCAACCAGAGUUAUAGACAUAAAAUAGUUGCACAGAAAACUGUCAUUACACUGAGAUGUAUUGAUAUUCUGUCAAAUUGUAUUAUGUUAUAUGAAGGAGAAUGAUGGUUGAUUGUAUUAUCUUAUAUCAUGACAAUGACGGUUUAUUGUUUUUGAAGAUGUAUUAUUAUUUUUGUAGAUUAAUAUUUAAAUGAUAAGGCCUACAACAGAUAUAUAAUAUGUAUCUGCUAAUAUUUCAAACUGAAUAGUUGUUCUUUCAAAUUCUAUUUGCAGAAAAAUAAUUUCAUAGUACAAAAUAUUAUAUCCUAUUUAAUUUGCUUCCUAAAGGUUUUUUGCCCUUCAGAAAAUUAAAUCAUAUAUUUUGAACACAGUGUCAUUUCAUGCAACAUCCACAAAUAUUACAACAAUAUAUACUUGAUUUACAGACUGCACACUCCAAAUUCAAAAGGAAAUACCUUUUAAUCAUAGAACUACUCGUAAUCUCGCCAAACUUGCCGUUUUCCAAUAGGCCUACUUUGACAACAGAGGAAAGAUAAAUAAAUUGGUUAGGUCAUUUGAAAGAGAAUUUAAAAAUAUACAGAAUAUAAAUGAAGCAGAAAAAGGGAAGAUGAUUGUAAACAAGCAUAUCCCCCUUUCUUACAGUUGGAUGCUGCCUGCAGUUAGAAAAUGUUAACAAGGCAGAACAUGUGAUACCUCAUAUAAUACUCGAUAUACUCUGUUAAAACAAAUAUUCAUCGAUUUAUCUAUGGUUUUUAUUUGGAAUAAAAAGUUUUUUAAAAAUCGUGUUAUCAAAAAUGUCGUAUAUAAAUCUAUCUAGAUUUAAAUUACAUAUUUUACUUAACAAUAUACUUGUUGUUAUAAAUACAGAUGUUUGUUAAAUUGUGAAUUCCAGGAAAAAAGGGAUAUGUUUUUUUAUAUUGAUUUUAAACUAUGAAUAGAAUUAUUACCAUAUUGUAAAUUAUAAAUACAAAUGUUACAAUACAGUAUUGUUAUUUUGUUGAAUUGUGAAUUCCAGGGGGAAAAAAGUAAUAUUUUUGUUAUGUUACAGUAAUUUUAUACUAUGAAUA